GUCACUGCGUCAUCGCCAGUGGAUGUGUGCGUCGGGAAGGGCCGACAGUGUAGCUGUAGGGUCGGUAAGGAUGGCAGUAGACUAGCGGUGCUGUUGUGGAAGUGGAGCAGGGACUUUGUUAACGGGUUAACGUUUGUGUCUUUUCUGCUUCACACUCACACUUGUAUGACGAGUCUCGGAGGGACAGUUUUAACCGCAGUUAGGUAGCUAAUGUAGGCAAAGUCAGGGAGGAGGGCCGUAGCUGCUGCUGUUGGUGGUGUUUUUUGGAAGGGGAAAACAACAUGGCUGCGGUGGAGCUCGAAUGGAUCCCAGAGACACUGUACAAUACGGCUAUCUCGGCAGUGGUGGACAACUACAGCCGAUCAAGAAGAGACAUCCGCUCACUGCCAGAGAACAUACAGUUCGAUGUUUAUUACAAGCUUUACCAGCAGGGCCGGCUCUGUCAGCUUGGAGGAGAGUUCUGUGAACUGGAGGUGUUUGCUAAAGUCCUUCGUGCCUCGGACAAAAGACAUCUGCUGCACCACUGUUUCCAGGCGCUGAUGGACCACGGAGUGAAAGUGGCUUCAGUUCUGGCAAACUCCUUCAGCCGACGCUGUUCCUACAUUGCAGAGUCUGAUGCCCAUGUCAAAGAGAAAGCCAUCCAGUUUGGCUUUGUGCUAGGUGGAUUUCUGUCUGACGCCGGCUGGUAUGGGGACGCAGAGAAAGUGUUUCUCUCGUGCCUGCAGCUCUGCACCCUCCAUAGUGAGGUCAUCCACUGUUACCGUGCUGUAGAGUGCUGUGUCAGGCUGCUCCAUGUUCGAAAUGGGAACUGCAAGUACCACCUGGGAGAGGAAACCUUCAAACUCGCUCAGUCGUACAUGGACAAACUAGCCAAACAUGGCCACCAUGCCAAUAAGGCAGCACUGUAUGGCGAGCUUUGUGCCUUGCUCUUCGCCAAAAGCCACUAUGACGAGGCCUACAGGUGGUGCAUAGAGGCUAUGAAGGAGAUAACUCCAGGGCUGCCUGUUAAAGUAGUGGUUGAUGUCCUUCGACAAGCCUCCAAGGCCUGCGUGGUAAAGAGAGAGUUUAGAAAAGCAGAACAGCUGAUCAAACAUGCAGUGUUCCUAGCCAGAGAACAUUUUGGACACAAGCAUCCCAAGUACUCUGACACGCUGCUAGACUAUGGAUUUUACUUAUUAAAUGUUGACAAUAUAUGCCAAUCAGUGGCUAUUUACCAGACAGCGUUGGACAUUCGGCAGUCAGUGUUCGGGGGGAAGAAUAUCCACGUCGCCACGGCCCAUGAAGACCUGGCCUACUCGUCAUACGUGCACCAGUACAGCUCUGGGAAAUUUGACAAUGCUCUAUUCCACGCAGAACGUGCCAUAGACAUCAUCACUCACAUUCUGCCCGAGGACCAUUUACUACUGGCCUCCUCCAAGAGAGUCAAGGCCCUGAUCCUGGAAGAAAUUGCCAUUGACUGCCAUAACAAAGAAACAGAAGAGCGCCUCCUGCAGGAAGCUCAUGAUCUGCACCUCUCUUCGCUUCAGCUGGCCAAGAAAGCUUUUGGAGAGUUUAACGUCCAGACAGCCAAACACUACGGCAACUUAGGAAGACUCUAUCAGUCCAUGAGGAAGUUCAAGGAAGCAGAAGAGAUGCACAUCAAAGCCAUCCAGAUCAAGGAACAGCUUCUGGGUCACGAGGACUAUGAGGUUGCUCUGUCUGUGGGUCACCUGGCGUCGCUCUACAAUUAUGACAUGAACCAGUAUGAAGACGCUGAGAGGCUCUACCUGCGCUCCAUCGCUAUUGGUAAGAAGCUCUUUGGAGAGGGGUACAGUGGGCUGGAGUACGACUACAGAGGCCUCAUCAAACUCUACAACUCAGUAGGAAAUUACGACAAGGUGUUUGAGUAUCACAACGUGCUCUCCAACUGGAAUCGGCUGAGGGACCGUCAGUUUGCUGUGGCAGAUGCUCUAGAGGACGUCAACACCACGCCCCAGCAAACACAGGAAGUGGUUCAAGCUUUUUUAUUGGCUCAAAGCAUGGGACCCACUCGCCCCUGUCUGGGCUGAUGUUGCGGGUCAUGAGAGGAAGGAAGUUAAAAAAAGAAACAGACAUUGUGUUCAGGCCUGGUGAGGACACAAGCAAAACCCCAAAUGUGUUGCUUCAGUGGCACACAGUUAUCUAGUGACUCACAGUCAGUUAGAGCCUCACUGGCAUGUGAGUCUGCUCACACAGGCGACUGCAGCUGCCAGUGUGUACACAACAUGCACAUUUAGUCAUUGAUUAUUAGUAGAAAAGAAAGAAUCUUAAACCUCAUCACCAACCACAUGAACCAGUGAAACGCAGCUUCACUCCACAGAGCAGACGACAGCAUUUUUUCCAAGAGAAGAAGAAUAACAGCUGAGUAGGAGGAGGAAGAGUAAUAAAAUAGAACCAAGACCUCAGACAUCCUGUGAGGAUGACAAACGACUUCUCCUCUCCUGUCCUCUCGUCACUGAGUCUCGCUUGCCUUUUUCUUUAUGAGUUUGGAACCUGAUGAUGUGUUUUGUUUUUUGUAUCUGAGCCAGUGUUGCUCUUACCAUUUAAAAAAAAAAAAAGAUUAUCACAGGUUCCAACUGCUUUUUCCGGGAGAGUGAACAUCACACUGCGUCAUCCCCCUGCAAAUCACACAUGUUGAAUAUUUUUGAAAAUUGAACAGAUCUGAUUGUAUAUUUACAUUUCAACCGAAGGCUUUUCAUUGUUAGUUUCUUUAUGAGAAGAUGAAAGUGGACUGCAGAAGGAUGCCCUCUAUUUCAAUUAAACUAGAUGAAGAAGAGAUUAUAUGGUGGAAUGUGUUAAAGCAGUGUUGUUACACACAUGUUACGGGCUUCACAGGUUUUUGUUUUUCAUUUUAUUUAAUAUUUUCCACUUUAGUUCUGGAAAAAAAUUACAGAUUUAGCACUAAUGCCAAUAACUUGUAUGCAGACAUGUAUGUUUACGUAGCCUUUUGUCUUUGCUUUUUUCCUGAGAAGUGAGUUGCAAUCUGUGAAGCAACAGUCAGGCGCCCAGACUUUCACAAUAAGGGACAAGACGGGGAGUGAAAAGAGAAAGACCUUUAUCUGGUGAAUCAAAGGAGUGUCUGAAUGUGUGUGUGUUUGUGUGUGGAUCUCUGCGUGCCCAGGUUGUUCUCUGAUGACUCCCAGCCUUAACACCAGCUUGCGUAUAUCUGUCUGUUGGCAGACCCAUACUUUAAGUGCUAAAUUAACGAAUACCUUUAGGGCACUGCAAUGGGGACCAAAUGUGUUCGAGUGUGUGUGUGUGUGUGCCUGCGUGUGUGCUGUUGUACUCAAGACUUUUCCUCUUUUCUGUAAGUGGGCCUAUCAAUUCAAACCAUCACUGAUCACUUCAAACACCAAUUUGUGAUGAUGCUGUUCAGGAUCUCAUCUGCUGUUUUGUCUGAAGGACAGUUUGAUUUUGUGUUUGUUAAUCGGUCAAAACAAAUGUAAAGGAUCGGUGCACUCGUCAAGUCAUCACGUCAGUGUUCACACCUGUUGGGUCUGCCUUGAUGCUUCUUUAACCAUGUGUCCACCAGUGUCAUUCUGUUUAAGCAUCGGCAGUAUGAUGUGGGGGAGAGGGGGGGGGGGUACACAAGAAUGUAAAGAUCAUUUAAACAUUUGUUGCAUCUGCAUUGCUUUAAGACCCCAUGGAUUUCAACCAGGUGUCAGUCAGUAACUGACUGAAUGUACAUCUUCUAUCCCGGUUCUUGACUCUCCUUUUUUUCACUUAUCAAACACAAAUUUAGUGGUAAAACUACAGACUUAAAGUCAAAGUGAUUGGGAUUGCAAUUGGCAAAAAGAAAGGUGGCAAUAUUGCAAAAGAAAAGUUAGAUGAAGGGGCAAAUUCAGGCAAGAUUUAAGCAGUAAAUAGUGUCCAGAAAUUGCUACAACUGAACAAACAGCAGGACAGCAUCGAGAUAUUUUUGUGUUUUUCAUUUUCUCGUCAGGUUUAUGAUACUUUUAAGUUACUUCAGGAAAGCCUUAGCUUAUGUUGGUAUUUCUGGCUAAAAGCCUGUAAGAACAGUGCUGGCCAACUUCAAAUCUUUUUUUUUUUUUGACCCAGAAAUGCAAAAUUUUAAUUUAAAAAAGGGAAUCUAGGGCAGAUAAAUUAUAUUAGUGGGAUAAAGGUGAUGUGAAUAAACUAUCAUUUAAAAAA
Molecule: messenger RNA, 4170 nt
Organism: Cynoglossus semilaevis (tongue sole)
Lineage: Eukaryota; Metazoa; Chordata; Actinopteri; Pleuronectiformes; Cynoglossidae
Gene: appbp2
Product: amyloid beta precursor protein (cytoplasmic tail) binding protein 2
Exons: 13
Coding region: 282-2048 (588 amino acids)
Biological process (GO): intracellular protein transport; proteasome-mediated ubiquitin-dependent protein catabolic process
Cellular component (GO): Cul2-RING ubiquitin ligase complex
Molecular function (GO): ubiquitin-like ligase-substrate adaptor activity; protein binding
Source: RefSeq, a predicted model, not a curated record